GUCACUUCCGGGCGGCGAGGCGCGGCGGCCGCCAUCUUGGAACGGCUGGAGGGCGAGGGAGGAAGCGGUGCCGGGCCGGCGGCCUCCCUCCCUCGGUCCCCCCCAUGGCCGGGCAGUUUGACGCCGAGGACCAGGCCAGCUGGUACUGGGGGCGGCUGAGCCGCGCCGAGGCUGUGGCGCUCCUGCAGGGGCAGCGCCACGGCACCUUCUUGGUGCGGGACUCGGGCACCAUCCCCGGCGACUUCGUCCUCUCCGUCUCCGAGAGCUCGCGCGUCUCCCACUACAUCGUCAACAGCGGCGGCGGCCCGGGGCUGAAUCCCUCUAGAUUCCGGAUAGGGGAUCAAGAGUUUGACUCACUACCAGCUUUACUGGAGUUUUACAAAAUACACUACUUGGACACUACGACCUUGAUAGAACCUGUGUCAAAAUCGAAGCAUAACAGCGAUGUGGUAUUGAGGCAGGAAGAAGCUGAGUACGUGCGUGCUCUUUUUGACUUUAAUGGAAAUGACGACGAAGAUCUUCCAUUUAAAAAAGGAGACAUACUGAGAAUCUGGGAGAAGCCUGAAGAGCAGUGGUGGAAUGCAGAAGACAGUGAAGGAAAGCGGGGAAUGAUACCUGUUCCAUACGUUGAGAAGUAUAGACCGGCCUCUACUUCGGUAUCUGCUCCACUUGGAGGUAACCAGGAUAGUUUCCACCCACAACCAUUGGGUGGGCCGGAGCCAGGUCCCUAUGCCCAGCCCAGCAUCAACACUCCGCUCCCCAACCUCCAGAAUGGCCCAAUUUUUGCCCGGGUUAUCCAGAAGCGGGUCCCUAAUGCCUACGACAAGACAGCCUUGGCUUUGGAGGUUGGAGAGCUAGUAAAAGUCACAAAGAUUAACAUGAGCGGCCAAUGGGAAGGAGAGUGCAGUGGCCGACGAGGUCACUUCCCGUUCACCCAUGUCCGGCUUCUCGACCAACAGAAUCCAGAGGAAGAUUUCAGCUGAGUGCGGCUCAACUGCUCUACUUACGGAUGGAAAUAAACACACAGUGUUUUACUGCAGUUGCAACAUAGACAAGUUCUUCUGUCUAUCCAGUGCUUCAGCAAGUAUCCUGAUAUGCAUAAAAUCUCCCCAGGACUGAACACCACCAUUCCUUAAACAAAGACUUGUAUCUUCAGGAUACCCAGAAUCUGUGGCUUCAAAGAUGUCGCCCUUCGCACUUGCAGUAGGAUGGAGAGAGCUAUGGUGGAUUCUUGUUUCUGGCUUUCCCUGAUCCCAUAGCUUCCUCUGUAGGCAGAAAACCAGAAUGGUUAGUAGGACACUUGCAAAUUGCUAACCUUGGAGCUUUCCUUCUUUGGAUUAGACUCCUAUUGUAAUGUCUGUUAUAACUGCUUUAUUGCAUAAAUAAACUGCACAAUGCAGGUAAUCUUUUUUUUUUCCUACAUAAUACUGGGAUAGCUAUAGCAUUACUACUACCAUAUGAGAAAGGUUACAGACAAAUCCAUUUCUCCAGAAUUAAAAUUUCUAGAAAUUAUCCCCAUUACUGUCAUAGCUAGUAGAUGGUUUAAUUUGACAUAGCUGUUCUAUGCGGGGUGUUAAAACCUCACUUUUGGUGCAGAGAGCUACAUUCGUUGCACUUUAUGCAGUAAUAUGUAGUGGUAAGAGUAUGAGCUUCUAAAUCUGCUACAGAGUCCAGCACUACACUCCAAAGGUAACUUUAACCACUGUAGGAAAGAGGGCACCUGAAAAUCAUGUACAGUACUCUUGUUCUUCCAGUAUAGUGUGACAGAUGUCACCACUGUAAACUGAAAUACUUUUUUUUUCCCUUUUAAAAUUGCUGUCUGGAACGGUUUUGUUUCCAUCUGUUAAGCAUUAAAAUGAUGGCUUCACGAAGAUUUUAUUUUUAAUAAACGAAUGGAAAUACUUAAAUGCUUCCGGACUGAUUCUGAGACUCUCGUGGUUCGCAACAAAAAAAAAGCCAGGAGCAUUUUAUAGCUUCCAUUAUUCACUCCUUGAACAUUCAUCUUUUUGUAUUAAUACUUUCCAAGCUGCUUAUUAACAACUCGUUUCUAACAGAGAUGCCUAUCUAGAGGCAACCGUCUUUUCAUGGCAUCUUUGCCAAGACUUGCCAAAUGAGACACUUGUGACCACAAUGGUUUGUAGCUUACAUGUGUGAUGUUUGUAAAAAGGAGUUUGCCAAAUGAUGAAAUUAAAAUCCUGUUCGGAUCAAUAGUCA
Heteronotia binoei (common prickly gecko) is the source of this 2214-nucleotide messenger RNA. RefSeq names its product CRK proto-oncogene, adaptor protein (gene CRK). The coding region runs from base 105 to 983 and encodes 292 amino acids. Gene Ontology annotation, molecular function: protein binding. The record is from RefSeq and is a predicted model, not a curated record. Lineage: Eukaryota; Metazoa; Chordata; Lepidosauria; Squamata; Gekkonidae. The transcript is spliced from 3 exons.